GUUCUGCAUCCCGGUGUUCCCGCAGCCCGGUGCUCCCGGUGCCGGCGCUCAUUCCCCGCUCGGCUCGGCUGGCCCAAGGGCACCGCGGCGGAGGCGCGUCCCGGAGCAUCCCCCCAGCCGGGGCCGGUGACCUUGGCGAGCGCGGCCGCGGCCACGGCGAGUCCCCGGCGGCUCGGCGCUCUCCAGCCACCCUGGCGCUGAAGAUGGACGUGAAGAGGGUGAAGGACUACCUGUACUGGCUGUACUACCAGUACCAGCUGGUGACGUGCAGCUACGUGCUGGAGCCCUGGGAGCAGUCCAUGUUCCACACCAUCACGGUGACCGUGCUGGCCAUGGUGGUGUACACCGCCUACGUCUUCGUGCCCAUCCACGUCCGCCUGGCCCUGCAGUUCUUCUCCCAGAUCUUUGGGCCCCAGCCCGAGGGCGCCGUGCUGAACUGAGCCGGGCCCAGCAGGGCCCAGCAGCUCUGUGAAAUGGGUCACAAAUGGUCCCUGCUGAGGUUUGGCUCUUGGGAAAGCCCUGCUUGCUUCACCUCGGCGGCUGGAGAGCGGAGCGAGGCGCCAGGCACGGCCCCUCUUCCAUGAACACUCUGGGAAUGGCACACAGCUCCAGGAAUGGCACAGGAUCCACCCAGCUCCCACCUGCAGCAGCAAAACCAUCUCCUAGUUCAUCCUGGUUCAGCCAUUCUCUUUCCCAGUGCUGCUUUAGGAUCUGCUGCUCUGAGGGACAGCAAAGUUCUGCUGCCCCAAACUCACUGUGAACACCAGACUGCAGGGAUGUGAUGUGUCCAAGCCUCUCUGUUCUGGCAGUUUAGGCAGCACAAGUGUAGAAGAAAAUGGGACACUGGGAGGUUUUCCAGCAAGGAAUCUGCUGAAUUCCCUAUGGACGGAUCUGCUUGGAAUGUCCUUCAACCCCAAAAUAACAGAAUCCCUCUGUAAAGCCUUGGACACUUUCUUGCCAUUCUGUUUUCUCUAAAUAGAUGCUUUUAGCCUGCACCUAAAGAUUGUUUCAAAUGCCAAAAUGCACAUUCAGCAAUGAACAGUGGAAGCAAACCCUAUUUCCUAUUUAAUUCUUGCUCAGCCACUCUCUUUCCCAAGUGGAGCUGGGAACAAUGAAAGCAGCAAGGCAUUACCCAAGAGGAAAGUCUUUCCUAGACUUGUAAUUUCCAUUAAAUAUUCUUUUAAUCUGUAAAGUUUUUCAUUUCUUUGGAAAUGAGCUGCAACCAACUGCUCUGGCAGAGGCUGUUUUGGUGGCUCCUGACACCCAAAGUUCUACCAACACAGUGCAGGGGCCUGGUUAGAGGAGAUAAAAAAUGAGAAUAUCCAGCAGGAUUGGAGUGCCCAUGUCGGGCUGGUUGGUGACUUCCAGGCUUCCAUGGAUGGGAGAGGAGCUUGGAAGGGAAAGCAACAGGAGGAUGAACUCAAAGCCAGCUUUUUUCCCCUCUAAGUUCCCGUGUCUGACUUCAGAUGGUUUAAUUUUUUUUUUUUUUUUUUUUUUUUUUGGAAAAAAAUUCUCCACCUCAUCUUGCAGCUGCGUGAGGAUGACAGGAAGAUGCAGCCCUGCUCUGUCUCAGUGCCCUCCUGCCUUCUCUGAUGAAAAUCAAAAUCUUUUCUUGCUGCUCCCACUCUCCAAGGUAGCAAAGUGCAAAUCAGCACCAGGGGUAGAGGAUCCAGAGUGGAAAUAAUAUUUUAAUACCUGCAGGGAAGGCUUAAAGAGCUUUCCUUUACAAAGAAGAAAUUAGAUUUAUUGCCAUUGCCUGUGGGGAGGUUUUGGAACAAUGGGAGGCUUGUUUGGUUUUCCCUCUACACAAACCAAACGUGGGUGCCAAAUCAUAAAUUACAGCUGCACUCUGCACGUCUCUACCAGCUGAUGCUCCUGUUCGUGGAAGUGAGAGGUGCAAAAUGUAAAUAGCUUUCAAAUGAUGUUUGCACAGUUCUAGAUUAAAAAGAAAACCCUCUUUAACUCCUUUCUCAAGCUGCAGCGAGCUCCUGCAUGCUUCAGAGCACAAACUGGUUUGGAAACGAAGACAUGUGGUGAAGGUUGCCCAGAUCUGAACAUGUGUAUGCAGUUUUUUCAGCCAAAAAAAAUAAAGUUUUAUUCUUCACAAAUGA
Haemorhous mexicanus (house finch) is the source of this 2111-nucleotide messenger RNA. It is a transcript of the gene SPTSSB, whose product is annotated as serine palmitoyltransferase small subunit B. The transcript has 2 exons. The record is from RefSeq and is a predicted model, not a curated record. NCBI's taxonomy places the organism in Eukaryota, Metazoa, Chordata, Aves, Passeriformes, Fringillidae. Gene Ontology annotation, molecular function: serine C-palmitoyltransferase activity. Gene Ontology annotation, biological process: ceramide biosynthetic process; endoplasmic reticulum organization. Gene Ontology annotation, cellular component: serine palmitoyltransferase complex. The coding region runs from base 204 to 440 and encodes 78 amino acids.